Molecule: messenger RNA, 2168 nt
Organism: Eucalyptus grandis
Lineage: Eukaryota; Viridiplantae; Streptophyta; Magnoliopsida; Myrtales; Myrtaceae
Product: sugar transporter ERD6-like 5
Biological process (GO): transmembrane transport; carbohydrate transport
Cellular component (GO): membrane
Molecular function (GO): sugar transmembrane transporter activity
Source: RefSeq, a predicted model, not a curated record
UCGGCCUUUGGUUUUGGGUCGAUCUGAGGUCGAUGGCCCGGGAUGGACAUCGGCCGAGGGAGUCGAUCUACGUUCCUCUCGCGGAUUCUUAAUUCAAGUCUAGAAAAAAAGAAUAGACCAAGGGGGAAGCCAGCCACGCUUGCUCAAGCAAAGAAUAAAGACAGAGAACGAAAAAGAAGUACAACACUGAAUAAAGCACAUGCGGAUUUUGGCCAGUAAAUCUCCCAUGCAGCCGUCUCUGCGGCACUUUCGCCUACCCGAAAGUCCAUGUCUUCGAAUUCCACAUCUAACUCUCUCUCUCUCUCUCUCGCUAACACUCUGUCCUUUAUAUGCCAGAGCAGCUGAUUCUUGCCACCUUCAUUUUGGGCAAAAUCUUGCUCUUCACGAGCGCUUUAUGAUAAAAGAGGAAACAUGGGAAGAGGGAGCCCGGAAGAAGAUGGGUUGCCCACAAGCUCUCUGCUGCUUCUCAGGGAAGUCCCUGGCUAUGGCAACCAUGGCAACUCCGUGCCUUCGAGCGACCCCUCGGUCACGCCUCUCGUCGUCUUCAGCACGCUCGUUGCCGUUUGCGGGUCUUUCGUCACUGGGUGCGCUUCUGGUUAUUCAUCACCCGCUGAGUCGGGCAUAAUGGAGGACUUGGGUCUCUCUACGGCAGAGUAUUCGCUUUUUGGUUCUGUAUUAACAAUAGGAGGGUUAAUAGCAGCUUUGGUUAAUGGGCGGAUGACAGAUAUGCUGGGUCGCAGACGUACAAUGGGGAUUUCACAAAUAUUUUCCACUGCCGGAUGGCUUUUUAUAGCAUUUGCCAAGAAUGCUUGGUGGCUUGACAUUGGAAGACUGUUAAACGGACUUGGCAUUGGGAUUGUAUGUUACGUGGUACCUGUGUACAUUGCUGAAAUAACACCCAAAAGUAUCCGGGCAUUCACAGCUUUAAAUCAGUUUUUGCUAUGCUGUGGCUUUUCAUUGAUUUACUUUCUUGGAACUAUCGUUUCCUGGCGUAUCCUGGCUUUGAUAGGUUGUAUCCCCUGCUUACUUCAAAUUUUUGGUUUAUUCUUUAUCCCGGAGUCUCCUAGAUGGCUGAUAAAAGUUGGUCAAGAAAAGGAGUUUGAAGCCACAUUGCAGAGACUCCGUGGAAAAAGUGUCGACAUUUCUCGGGAAGCAACAGAUAUCAGAGACUAUACAGAAACUUUUGAACGUGAAUCCCAGUCUAGAAUUCUCGAUUUGUUCCAGCGACGAUACACUCAUUCCCUCAUAAUAGGAGUCGGAUUGAUGGUGCUUCAACAAUUUGGAGGGGCGAAUGCAUUUGCUUACUAUGCCAGCUCUAUAUUUGAAUCAGCUGACUUUUCAAGCAGCUUUGGUACCCGAAGCAUGGCUAUCAUCCAGAUUCCGGCAACCGCUCUCAGUGUAAUCUUGACAGAUAAAGCUGGAAGAAAACCUCUUUUAAUGGUUUCUUCAGCCGGAAUGAGCUUGAGUUGCUUUGUUCUAGCAUUAUCAUUCUUCAUGCAGGACCGGCAGAACUGGACAGAAGUCACUCCCAUUUUGGUGUAUGUAUGCAUUAUGGUGUAUACCGUAGCUUACUCACUAGGCAUCGCAGGUUUACCAUGGGUCAUAAUGUCCGAGGUAUUCCCAGUAAAUGUUAAAGGGUCAGCUGGAAGCCUGGUGACCUUCUCCAACUGGUCCUGUUCUUGGAUUGUCAGCUACAGUUUUAACUUCAUGUUCGAAUGGAGCGCACCCGGAACCUUUCUGAUCUUCGCAUGCAUUUGUGGAUUAACUAUCUUGUUCACUGCGAAGCUAGUGCCAGAGACCAAGGGGCGAGCAUUGGAAGAAUUGCAAGCAUCACUUGGCCGUUUUCUGCAAUGAUUGGUAUACUGUUGUUGCCAAGCACAAAAGGCAUUGAGUCAGGCUGCCGAAAGCCAUUUUGUAGGAUUGACCCUUUGUGCCUGAUUGCGGCAAACAUUUGCAAUAUCAGAAGGGGGAAAAGAAAAGAGAGAUUUCCCUGCAAUUUGUUCAACCUUUUACACUGGGUGAUUUCACCAUGAUCGGGCCAACUUUGUGGGAUACUGGCACAUUGCCGUACCAAUGAUAAUUGAUGUGCAAAAAAUUGAGGCUUUAAACCUUGAUUACUUGUUACCGAUUAAGCAUGUUAUAUACGAGUUAUACUUUCUUUUCAUCAA